Molecule: messenger RNA, 3309 nt
Organism: Colletotrichum truncatum
Lineage: Eukaryota; Fungi; Ascomycota; Sordariomycetes; Glomerellales; Glomerellaceae
Source: RefSeq, a predicted model, not a curated record
AUGGCGGAGGAGGUGCCCAUCCCGGAGCCCCGGGCUUUCCCCUUUUUGGGACAUGUUAUGGAAUUCACACAAGAAAGCGGUCUACAGGAUAUCGUACGUCUCGCAGACGCAUUGGGUGACAUCUAUAGGCUGCGCGUACCGGGAAAGACCAAUGUUAUCGUCACCUCUCAGCGCCUAGUCAACGAGGUAUGCGACGAGAAGCGCUUUGUAAAGUCACUGAACAACGUCCUCGGUCAAGUGAGAUUCAUCACCAACGAUGGACUCUUCACCGUGAGUACUGGCCGUCUUCGAAGAUUUAAACUCAAUGCUGACAGUCAAAAGGCAAAAGAUGGCGAGCCCAACUGGGGCAUCGCGCACAGAAUUCUCAUCCCAGCCUUUGGCCCCGUCACCAUCCGCGGCAUGUUUGACGAAAUGUAUGAAAUUGCCUCCCAGAUGACGCUGAAGUGGGCUCGCCACGGCCCUUUGACGACUAUAAUGGCGACCGAAGACUUCACGCGUCUGACUCUUGACACUCUCGCUCUCUGCGCGAUGGAUUAUCGGUUCAACUCGUAUUACCGUGAGGAGUUGCAUCCCUUCAUCAAAGCGAUGGGCGAUUCUCUCACGGAAUGCGGAAAUCGUGACCUACGACCCGCGUUUGCAAGCUGGAUUUUCCGGGCCUCGGAGAAGAAGUUCUUUGAGGACAUUGACAUUUUGCGGAAAACGGCUGCUGAGGUGCUAGAGACCCGUAAGAAAGCCCCUUCGAGUCGGCGAGAUUUGCUGGGCGCCAUGCUUGACGGUGUCGAUCCUCAAACGGGCCAGAAGAUGACGGACGAGAGUAUCAUCGACAACUUGAUAACCUUCCUUAUUGCUGGUCAUGAGACGACUUCAGGUCUGCUGUCGUUUGGGUUCUACCAGCUGUUGAAGAAACCAGCUACAUAUUUCAAGGCUCAGCAGGAAGUUGAUGAAGUCAUUGGCCGAGAUCCCAUUACGAUUGACCACUUGGCCAAGCUGCCUUACUUGAACGGGGUUCUCCGAGAAACUCUACGACUCUCGCCCGGCAUUCCCGGUUUCGGUGUCGAAGCCAGGGAGGACACUUUCCUGGCAGGAAAGUACUUUAUCAAGAAAGGCGAACCUAUCGGCUGUAUGAUUGCCAAGGCACACCUGGAUCCAGACGUGUACGGAGAGGAUGCCAAGGAAUUCAAGCCAGAGCGCAUGAUGGAUCAAAACUUUGAGCGUCUGCAAAAAGAGUUCCCCAACUGCUGGAAGCCCUUUGGCAACGGUACGAGAGCCUGUAUCGGUCGACCCUUCGCGUGGCAAGAGGCUUUGCUUGCUACAGCCAUGUUACUCCAAAACUUUGAUUUGACCAUGGACGACCCCAGCUACGAGCUAAAGAUUGCGGACUCGCUUACGAUCAAACCAAAAGGAUUUCAUAUGCGGGCGGCCCUUCGCCACGGCAUGUCUCCUACAGAACUAGAACAUCAGCUAGCCGGUAAGGGGGUACCGAGAACGCCUUCUGCUUCCCGGGAACGACUGCAGGCACAGACGAAUGGUAUCAAAAGCAAAGAUCAGAAGACAAAUGGGCACAAACCUGAAGCCGGCGGCCAUGCUUUGAGCAUAUACUACGGCUCCAACAGCGGAACUUGCGAGGCUCUUGCUCGGCGUCUCGCAACUGACGCAGCAUACCACGGAUUCGAGGCCGAAAUUGUGGACAUACUCGACGCUGCUGCAGAGAACCUCCCAAAGAAUCGACCGGUGGUGAUCAUCACCGCCUCAUACGAGGGCCAGCCGCCCGGAAACGCGACUCGGUUCGUCGCUUGGCUAAAGAGCCUGAAAGGCAAGGAACUCGAAAAUGUCCCGUAUGCCGUGUUUGGAUGCGGCCAUCAUGACUGGGUUCAAACUUUCCACAAGGUCCCAAAGCUGAUAGACGACACAAUGGAGAAGCGCGGCGCCACGCGGCUUGUAGCUAUGGGGUUAACCGACGCCGCGGAACGCGACAUGUUUAGUGAUUUCGAGUCCUGGGAGGACGAGGUCUUAUGGCCUGCGCUGGUGGACAAGUUUGAAAUCUCUGAAGCGCGGAGCGGUGGUGGGAUGCAGGCAGGACUCUCUGUGCAGGUUUCGAGCCCUCGUAUCUCAACCUUGAAACAGGAUGUCGAGGAGGCCGUUGUUGUGGAGGAAACCGUUCUUACGACGGCUGAAGCGGUGCCGAAGAAGCAUAUGGAUAUCCAACUGCCAUCAAACAUGACUUACCGGGCGGGAGAUUACCUGGCGGUGUUACCCCUAAAUCCAAGAGCGAACGUGGACAGGGUUUUUAGGAGGUUCAGGCUGGCGUGGGAUGCGUGCCUGACAAUCUCUGGAGACAAAAGAAUGCCGCUGCCGGUCGACCAGGCUGUACCUGCUUCUGAUAUCUUCAGCUCGUACGUCGAGCUCGCGCAGCCCGCGACGAAGAGAAAUGUUUCCUCGCUGGCGGAGGCAGCGCAGGACGACGCCACUACAAAAGAGCUGUCGAAACUUUCAAGCGAUGAACACUUCCAUGAGGAAAUCACCAAGAAACGCGUCACCGUGUUGGACCUCCUAGAGCGAUUCCCGGCCGUUGAUCUGCCCAUCGGCGCUUUCCUAGCUAUGCUGCCACCCAUGCGCGUACGACAAUACUCUAUUUCCUCCUCACCGUUUCUUGACCGCUCACAAGCAACACUAACAUACACUCUCCUCGACUUACUCUCGCUCUCUGGGCAAGGCCGCCACGUCGGCGUUGCAACAAGCUAUCUUCAGGCCCUGAAAAAGGGCGACAAGUUACAAGUCGCCGUCCGACCUUCUCACCCGGCCUUCCACCUCCCUGACGGACCCGAAAAGACGCCCAUUAUUCUCGUCGCAGCGGGAUCCGGCAUAGCGCCCUUCCGGGGGUUCAUACAAGAACGAGCGGCGAUGAUUGCAGCAGGUCGCAGCCUCGCGCCGGCGCUCGUCUUCUUCGGGUGCAGGAAGCCGGACGCGGAUGAUUUGUACAGAGAGGAGUUUGAUAGGUGGGAGAAGAUGGGCGCUGCGAGCGUCCGAAGAGCGUAUUCCCGCCGUUCUGACAGGAGUAAGGGGUGUAAGUACGUCCAGGACCGGUUGUGGCAUGACAGGAAGGAUGUCGCCGAGUUGUGGGCCAAGGGGGCCAAGUUGUAUAUUUGCGGGACGAGGAAUGUCGGCAAGGCGGUUGAGGAGGCCUGCUUGAAGGUCAUCAUGGAGAGUGCCAAAGAAGGGGACGAGGUGAAGGGUCUGGAUUAUGAGGGGGCGAAGAAGUGGUUUGAGGGCGUCAGGAAUGAGAGGUAUGUUACUGAUGUGUUUGAUUAG